This is a messenger RNA of Manduca sexta (tobacco hornworm), 1625 nucleotides long. Its product is annotated as retinol-binding protein pinta. Gene Ontology annotation, cellular component: membrane. Gene Ontology annotation, molecular function: phosphatidylinositol bisphosphate binding. The transcript is spliced from 5 exons. Lineage: Eukaryota; Metazoa; Arthropoda; Insecta; Lepidoptera; Sphingidae. The coding region runs from base 113 to 1036 and encodes 307 amino acids. The record is from RefSeq and is a predicted model, not a curated record.
AGCGCGAUUCGUUCGCAGUUUUGUCCUUACUCAGCCGGAGUACGCAAUCGAUUUGAAUUUGGAGCGUUUAUUUUUUAAACGUAGACACGUAUGAAUUUUGUCGGAGUGUAAAAUGGCGUUUUUGCAAGGACCUUCUUUGAAACAAGCAGAGGUGAUUAAACAGGAACUAGGCGAAGGCCCCGGCGACCUGGAGCGGGGUGUAAGGGACCUUCGCAGCAUGCUGGCUGCAUCACCGCAUCUACCACAACCUGAAGCUUUUGAUCGUCACUUACUGGAAUUGUUCGUGCGUGGAUGUCGCAUGGAUUUGGACAGAGCGAGAUCCAAGCUAGAGGCGUUCUGUCUGGCGAGAGCACGUCACAGCGACUUGUACGAACAUCGCUCGUUCACCGAACCCCCUCUGAACGACAUUUGCAAGUUCAUGGACAUAGCAACUCUUCCCAAACUGACGGACGACGGGCUACGAGUGACAAUCUUCAGGAUAAAAGCUGGCUAUCCCGAGAGUAGCGCUGACGUCAGCGCUGCGGUGCGAGCUGUGCUCCUCAUCAGCGAUGUUCGGAUGAGGGAUGAAGUACUUAUCACUGGCGAUGUCUUUAUAUACGAGGUGUCACAAGUGCGUGGGUCCCUAGUGCCACGUGUGGCAGCGGCAGCCAGUGCCAUAAGACGUGGCAUCCAGCUGGCACAGUCGGCAUAUCCUCAGAGGCUAAAGAGGAUCCACGUUGUCGGUGCGCCACCAUUCCUCGCCUCUUCGCUCCAACUCAUGCGCAGUUGCGUCAAUGAGAAAAUUAGGAGACGGUAUUACUUACACGCCAAAGUAGAUGAGCUAUUAGAGCAUAUUUCGGCGAGCGUGCUGCCCCAAGAAUGGGGAGGUGAAGAGGAGCCCAUAGACGUUCUCGUGAGGAAGUGGAGACAACGGAUCGACGAGAGCCGAGAGUUCCUGCGCGACCUCAACGAGCUAUGCUGCGCGGUACCAGCUCAAAUCGCUGACGCAGAAGUCUAUGGAACAAUGGGAUCCUUCAGGAAACUUGAUAUUGAUUAAAUAAGGUGUAAAUGCCAUCGUAGCCAAGGGUAAUGAUAGGUGUAGCAACAAAUUUUUGAUAAAUAAUAUGAUUCUUGGCAAAGGUUUGUUGAAAAAUAGUAUAUUUUAAAUGGAUUAGCUAUCAAAAAUAUACAGGGUUUUUUAGGGUUUUUAAUUAAUACAAUUGCCCAUUUUUAAUUUGACUUAGGUAUCGGUUUUAUUAUUUUGUACAGUUUUCCACGUUACAUAUGUGCCGAAAUUGAAGUAGACUUUAAUGCGCCCUUAAUGGUUGGUUAUAAUGAACGAGGAUAGGCAAGAUUGUUUUUGAAGGUAAUCCGUCACCAAAGAGUAAAGAGAUGAGAUCUCCCCACAAAAGCCAGUGCAACUGGAAUUGAAUGAUAAGGAAUAUCCCCAAAUUUCAGAUUGUUUUCUGUCACUUAAUAGUUGCUAACCCAUAGAUGUGUACUUACUUAGUUAAUAUAGGUUUAGAAUAAACUUGUGAUAUGAUAUUGUUGUAUUAAAUAUAUUUUAAGUAGUUUUAAAUUCAGUGGAAGUGGUUAUUUCCCGUUUAUUAUUACUUCUUACAUUAAAAUGAUUUUAACGAUAUUAA